This is a messenger RNA of Neocloeon triangulifer, 1914 nucleotides long. RefSeq names its product paired box protein Pax-6-like. Lineage: Eukaryota; Metazoa; Arthropoda; Insecta; Ephemeroptera; Baetidae. Gene Ontology annotation, molecular function: RNA polymerase II cis-regulatory region sequence-specific DNA binding; DNA-binding transcription factor activity, RNA polymerase II-specific. Gene Ontology annotation, biological process: anatomical structure development; regulation of transcription by RNA polymerase II. Bases 61 to 1608 code for a protein of 515 amino acids. The transcript is spliced from 6 exons. The record is from RefSeq and is a predicted model, not a curated record.
UCAGAGCAUGCCUGGCCGCUGUGAGCAUCGCUGCUGCUCGGUGAGUGCUAUGUCCGUGGAAUGAUGCUCGUGUCCGCCGAAUCGACCAACAGCUGCUGCACCGCGCCGGUUGCCGCAGCCACGUCCGUCGCCACCAGCCCCACAGCGGCCACCAACAUCGUCUGGAAGAUGGACCCGCCACCCCUUUCAUCCCUCUCCUGCACCUCGGCGGCCGUGAGUCCAACGAAUGCAGCCGCUGCGGCAGCUGCUGCGGCCGCCGCCUCCAACCUGCCCCCGCAGCUCAGAGAACUGUACGGAGCGUCCGCCCCCGGCAGUCACCACCCCCUGGCCAACCUCGUGUCGCAACAACGGUUUCUCGAGCUGUCCAGGUUUGGCCUCAGACACUACGACCUCGCGCAGCACAUGCUGACCCAACAGGGUGCCGUCAGCAAACUUCUAGGUGUCUCAAGCUCACUCAGGCCUCCAGGUCUCAUCGGGGGCAGCAAACCUAAGGUUGCCACCCCAGCGGUCGUCUCCAAAAUUGAGCAGUACAAAAGGGAGAAUCCCACAAUUUUCGCCUGGGAAAUCAGGGAACGACUCAUCUCUGAAGGCGUGUGCACGAAUUCAACCGCUCCAAGUGUCAGCAGCAUCAACCGCAUUUUGAGAAACAGAGCGGCCGAGCGGGCGGCGGCCGAAUUUGCGCGUGCUGCCGGCUACGGCCUUUACCACCCCUACAGCGGCUUUCCUUGGCAUCCAGCGGCCGCCGCCGCAGCUGCUGCCGCGGCCGCAGCGGCCAGCGGGAGUCCGGGCUCCAACAUUUGGAACCCUGCGUCCCUAGGCAACCCUGCGAGCAGUGGAAGCAGCACCGGCACAGGCGAGGGUGGCCUCAGCAGCGGCGCCGUCAGCUCGAGCGACUUGCUUGGACAACGGCUAUGUGGCUUUGGUGUUUCAGACGAUGGCAAGGACGAAACUGGCUCCGUGGACUCGACGGAGGCGCCCAAGUUCCGUCGCAACCGCACCACCUUUUCUCCGGAGCAGCUGGAGGAGUUGGAGCGCGAGUUCGACCGCAGCCACUACCCGUGCGUGAGCACCAGGGAGCGGCUGGCGGCCAAGACGUGUCUCUCGGAGGCGCGAGUGCAGGUUUGGUUUUCCAACAGACGAGCCAAAUGGAGGCGACACCAACGCAUGAACCUCUUAAAACCCUUCGGCAUGGCGGGGGCGCACCACGCCUCGUCGCCCCCGGCCUCUCCCUCCUCCCGCCCCCAAGGCCCUUCGUGCGGUUCCACCCCUGGCUCUCUUACCCCGCCGCCGUUGCGCCGCACGCUGCAGAUGGGCGGCGAAAAUAGCGCCUUCACGCCGACCCGCGGCCCCCAGGCCCCCGGGGGCGGCUCCGACGCCGCCUCCGAUGACGAGAUCAACGUCCAUGAUGACGAUGUCGUCACCGAUGAUGAACGCCUCGACGUUGUUGGCGACGCUGACGACGACCUCCGCUCGCCUCCAGGGGCGACCCCUGCCCCCUCGGGAGGGCCGCCCCAGCUGACGAUGAGCGCUGCUGAGCGCAUCGCCGCCUGGAGACAGGCCGAACUCGCCUCCAGACUUUUCCUCCAGCAGCAGCACCAACGAAACUGAACAAAAGCACAUUAAUUUCUCUCUCUCUUAUUCCAAUUAUGAUACAAAUUAAGUGUGCGAGAUUGGUACGUUUUUAUCUCAGCAUAAUGAUGUAAAUUUAACGAUAUUAUAUUAAAAAUACCAAAUGAUGUCCGCGGAGUGUGAAAAAAUGUGUUAUAUCUUAUAUACGAAGAACUUAAUUGUGAUGGGUGCGCGAACCGUGUGCUUGAUGGUCCGUCUCUCGACGGCGCAGAUUCUCUUGUAGGGAACGUGUAAAUCUGGUAAAUCUCAAUAUGUGGUGUAAAAAAAUAAAAGCAGAGCAUUUUU